AUGCAGUGGCAAGUACCUGCUUUCACGGGCUGCCAAUUUGGUUACCCUCUUGAUACGGCUGAAUCAGUAAUUCCACGCAGACCUGUUCUCGUUCAAGUAAUUUUCAUUGCAUGUACAUCUCUCAGCAUUGCCCUUGUAUGUGGCAUUUUGGUCUUCUAUCUAAUACAUCUACUGGUGAAGUCAGAGGAAAGCCAGCAGCUUGCGAUGCUCUAUGAGAAUGUGGAGAUACCAUUCUUGGGCGAUGAGAAGGAGGGCUCUGAGGACGAUGGUCUGGAGGAGUCUGCUCACCUGCUUCCUGAGAAUGAAAAGGAGCUGGGAAAGUUCAUUGGUUCAGUUAUUAGAGCAAAAAGGAGAGAAAAUAGCAUAAAGAAGAAAUUGAGAGAACAGCAAGCUUUACCGACGCAAAGUAUAAAGAAUGACAUUUACAGUGGAACAAUGGAAAGUUUGUGAGGGAGAUGCGGGAUGUGCCAGCAGAGGCGGAGGGAACAAUUGUAGUGAUAACAGAGGAUGGAGAACAUGAGCAAGACUGGCUCCCAGAGAAGCACUGUACAGAAAGAAGCGUCGGAAGGAUGUGACAGAAAAUAAAUAUA
This is a messenger RNA of Dipodomys ordii (Ord's kangaroo rat), 590 nucleotides long. Its product is annotated as chromosome unknown open reading frame, human C19orf18. The record is from RefSeq and is a predicted model, not a curated record. The transcript has 5 exons. NCBI's taxonomy places the organism in Eukaryota, Metazoa, Chordata, Mammalia, Rodentia, Heteromyidae. Bases 1 to 450 code for a protein of 149 amino acids.